Messenger RNA from Copidosoma floridanum, 3127 nucleotides. RefSeq names its product smoothened, frizzled class receptor (gene smo). Gene Ontology annotation, cellular component: cilium; dendrite; plasma membrane. Gene Ontology annotation, biological process: pattern specification process; smoothened signaling pathway; central nervous system development. The record is from RefSeq and is a predicted model, not a curated record. Gene Ontology annotation, molecular function: transmembrane signaling receptor activity; patched binding. Lineage: Eukaryota; Metazoa; Arthropoda; Insecta; Hymenoptera; Encyrtidae.
CUUCUUGGAGCGCGUGUGGUCCUUCCUUCAUUCUCCUUCAUGCAAGCAGAAGGGGAUGUCUCUCUCAAAGCAGUGGCACGUCGUCGUCGCCGUCGUCGACGUUAGCGUCGUGCAGGAUGUGCCGGUACUAAGGACCGCUAACCGCUGAGGAGGUGCAGCUUAUAGUAUUUCCUAGAUGUGGAGGAGAGAGCCCUGGAGCUCCCCCAGGAAGACGACAAAGAUGAUUCUGCUACUGUAUUUUGCUACCCUCGUGCCUUUUGCGAGACCAGAGUUGGAUCACGGUUUUGGAGCAAAUAACAAUCGCGACGAUGAAUCCUGGACCGAAACUAGUGUCCAGCAUAGAAUUAUGGAACCCGCUUACCUUCUGCCAAGGCUUCCGCUCAGCGAGUUUCCAGGGGACUACUUCCAUUGCAGGAGACCCGCGAAAUGCGUACACAUGAGCAAUUCCACCUGCAUGGGCACUAGGUUGCCCUACGACACGACGAGUAUGGAUCUCAUUCCAUACUAUACAACACAGGAGGCAAUAAGAGAAAAAUUAUAUUUAUUACAAAGUCUGAAACAUAUUCCUAAAUGUUGGGCUGUAGUUCAACCAUUUUUGUGUUCAGUAUUCAUGCCAAAGUGCAUUAAUGAUACAGUGGAUCUACCAUCCCAAGAAAUGUGUAGAAUCGUUUCUGGCCCUUGUAGGAUCAUAUUCAAUCAUACAAUAUGGCCAAGUUUCAUCAAGUGUGAGGAUACUAAGUUAUUCCCAAAAUUAUGCAAAAACGAUAUUAGAGAAGUAAAAUUCAAUACAAGUGGAAAGUGCCUUGAUCCAUUAAUACACACUGACAAUCAAUUAGCUAUUUUUGAAGGAGUGGAAGGUUGUGGAAUGCCUUGCAAUGAUCCACUUUAUACUCAGGAUGAAAAAAUUCAAAUUCAUUCGUUUAUUUCUUGGGCUGCUGGGCUUUGUUGCUUCUUUAAUUUUUUUACUGUUGUAACAUUUUUGAUUGAUUGGAGAAGUGCCAAUAAAUACCCUGCACUGGUUAUAUUUUAUAUAAACUGUUGUUUCAUGGUAUCAUGUAUCGGCUGGCUUUUGCAAUUCACGCGCGGAAGUAGAGAAGUCAUUGUUUGCAGAAAAGAUAACACACUAAGAAUGAGUGAACCAAGUGGUGAAAACCUCUCUUGUGUGGUGGUAUUUGUACUGGUGUACUAUUCGAUAAUGGCUGCCAUGGUCUGGUUUGUUGUAUUGACCUACACUUGGCAUAUGACUUUUCAAGCACUUGGAAAAAUUCAAGACAGGAUCGACAAAAAAGGAGCGUACUUUCACCUGCUGGCGUGGUGUUUGCCUCUUAUGUUAACUGUAACUGUUAUGGCGUUGGGUGAAAUUGAUGGGAAUUAUGUGACAGGAAUAUGCUUUGUCGGUUACAACAAUCAUGUUGUGAGAGCUUGGUUUGUACUUGGCCCUGUCUCAGUUGUUGUUCUCAUUGGAGGAUAUUUUUUGUCAAGAAGUUUAAUAACACUAAUUCGUCUUAAAAUAAGCAGUCAAGAGGUUAUAUCAGAAAGAGUAAGUUCCAAAAUUCGGGAAACGAUAGUACGAAUGGGUUUAUUUUCAGUGUUUAUAUUUGUCACUGUCAUCAUAACAUUUUACUGUCAUAUAUACGAAUUCAAACACACUUGGGAAUGGAAACAAAGUUUCAGAGAUUACAUGAUGUGCUCCAUAACAUCAAAGUAUGCAGACACAUCAGAAUGUAAGAUAACAUAUAGACCAAGUGCUGGGAAAUUGCAGUUACAUCUAUUGGCUCCUUUCUUUGCCGGUAUUCUAAUGUCUUCUUGGGUGUGGACCAGCUCUACAAUCGACACCUGGAUAAGGUUUUUUAAAAGGAUUUUUAAUAGUGAGCCAGAGGAACCCGUAAAACUAAAAAAGCACAAAGUCAUAGCGCAAGCUUUUGCUAAAAGAAAAAUGUUCAACAGCGCCGGUCGUUUGUCGAUAACUUUUCACAACACCCACGAGGAUCCGGUAGGUCUGAAUUUUGAUCUCAACUCUGUAGCAUCUCAAGACUUUAGCUCUACCUGGGCAGCUGCUUUGCCCAAAUUGGUCACCAGAAGAGGAGCACUGGUUGGCGGAUCGAUGUCAAGUAAUCGCCGAAACUCGACCGAUUCUCAAUACAGUUUUAGCUUGCGUCGCGUCUCGGUGGAGUCCAGAAGAAAUUCCUGUGAUUCUCAAUUCGCCUUAUCCUUUAGCGAAAUGAAGGCAGAUUUCAAAACUAGCAGAGUAAAAAAUAGUAAUAAGAGAAGAAAAAAACCGCCCGAGCGCUCGAGAAAGAGAUCAGAGUCUUACAAGAGGGGCACCAGGCGGGAUUAUGAAAAGUGUAGGUCCAGGCCCAACAAAAUGAUUUCGCCUCAUCGUAGGGGUAGCACGACCUCUCAGGAGAGCCAACUAGGAGUGCAGAUUUUAUCAGCUCUGUCGAUUGGAGCUGCUUCAAAUACGGCGCCAGUGCAAGGGCCUAACAUGAAAAGACGACCUGGUCUGGAUGAGGGUACACUGGCGUUGAAGGACGCAGAGAGACUGUUGCCAUUUUUAUUCACACAGCAAACUGAUAGUGAUGAGGAUCUGAGCAGCGAAGAAAAACCUAAUGGUAUUAUAGACAAAGACAUAGACUUGGAAGUCGGCAACGAGAAGAAUAAUCAAGAAAGCGAUAACGAGGACAGUCAGGCAGAAGAAGAGACAAAGAUGCUGGAAACGAAGGAUAUUUGCGAAGGAAGCAAAAGUAAGAUAAGCAAUAAGAGCUUUAAUCGAAAUGACAGACGAAUAUCCACAGAUUGUCAAGCUAAAUAUCUGCUGGAAGAUGAAAAGUCUCUGAAACAUUUGCUGAAAGACUCAAAUGAUUGUAAAAUAAAGAAUGAGAACAACGAAAGAGAUAAAAAAUUUAAAGAAUCCACUUUGUCUUAUAGUCCUGAUUUGACGCGAUUAAUACAACACGAUGUACAAUCGAAUGCCAGAGAAAUGGCAACUCAAACUUUGCCUUUAAAAAUGUUAGAGAUGGAAGCUUUGAAUCAAAGUAUCGAUGAAAUUAUAAAUAGCCGGAGUUGUAACUCGAGAGGGACGCAAAUUCCGCCGCUGAUGAAAAAGAGUAAGAAACAACCAAAGUAA